AUGGCGUCCAAACAGUCUUCGAAGCCCGGUGUCUACGUGCACAACGGGCAGGUUCUCCAAGCUCCUCCGUUUUCCGUCCAGAUUAGACGUUUUAUGGAGAAUAUAUACCUCUUCCUUGGGCUCUACUUCACUAGCUUCUUCGCGCUGGACUCGUACGCCGCUGCCCAAGCCUCGCCAUUUAACGUUACCAGAGCUGGAAACAAGGACAACACGAGGUCUCGCUGGGGUAGCUCUGGAGGUCGUGGAGGAGGAGGAGGUGGUGGUGGUGGUGGGCCUGGAGGCGGCGGUGGCUUUGGUUCUUUCGGCUCAGGAAAGUUUGGGAAGGUGGACGAUAUUCAAGGCUCAUGCAAGACAUGCUUCUGA
Messenger RNA from Aspergillus mulundensis, 363 nucleotides. RefSeq lists its product as uncharacterized. The transcript is spliced from 3 exons. Bases 1 to 363 code for a protein of 120 amino acids. The record is from RefSeq and is a predicted model, not a curated record. Lineage: Eukaryota; Fungi; Ascomycota; Eurotiomycetes; Eurotiales; Aspergillaceae.